Molecule: messenger RNA, 1940 nt
Organism: Williopsis jadinii
Lineage: Eukaryota; Fungi; Ascomycota; Saccharomycetes; Phaffomycetales; Wickerhamomycetaceae
Product: MFS transporter
Exons: 1
Coding region: 297-1922 (541 amino acids)
Biological process (GO): nitrite transport; nitrate transmembrane transport
Cellular component (GO): membrane
Molecular function (GO): nitrate transmembrane transporter activity; nitrite transmembrane transporter activity
Source: RefSeq, a predicted model, not a curated record
GUCACGGCCCUUAUCUUUUGAUCGAGCAUCGAGAGAGGACGAUUGUGAAGCACUUUUAUCGUCACAAGAUAACAGUAAGAUUUGUUUCGAAAAGAUCCUGAUUUCAUCUGUGUUGCACUGCAUAUGUCAUUUCUUGUCAUCAGUUGAAUACCCAAAAGGUUGCUAGCAGCCCUGUACGCAUCUAGAAACAUAUAAAGUACCGUUUCUCUCUGUCUUGAUAUUUGACUCGUGUUCAUGAACAUCAGACUCCAUUAAACACAUCUUGGACACUGUUAAACUACAAGAUUAUUUUAUAGAUGGAUUUUAAACGCAAGCUGUCCCUGCUGGUGAAGGCGCCAGAGCUGAACCCCAAAACCAGAAAGGCAUACUCCAUUCCGAUUCUGAACCCUAUCAACAUCUAUGGUAGAGCGUUCCAUUUAUCGUGGCUAGGUUUCUUCGUUUCCUUCUUGUCAUGGUUUGCCUUUCCUCCCCUUCUGGCCCAUUCCAUCAAGAAAGACUUGAACAUGACCUCUGCAGACGUUGCCAACAAUAACAUUGCUGGUCUUUGUGCAACUAUGCUGGGUCGUGUCAUCCUGGGUCCAGUGUGUGAUAGAAUUGGACCUCGUUACGCCAUGGCUUUGGUGCUCCUUGUUGGGAGUGUUCCUACUGCUUUUGUUCCCCUUGUCAACAAUAUCGCUGGCUUGCACGCAAUCCGUUUCUUUGUGGGUUUGCUGGGCUCAAGUUUUAUACCGUGUCAAGUGUGGACAACAGUUUUCUUCGAUAAGACCAUCGUUGGUACGGCAAACGCCUUCGCAGGAGGGUUUGGAAAUUCUGGUGGUGGUGUUGCAUUCUUCAUGAUGCCUGCAAUUUUGAAUGAUUUGCUCAAAGAUGGUUAUUCCCAACGUAAAAGCUGGAGUUAUGCCUUCGUCAUUGGUCCAUUCGUCAUUUUGAUCUUUGUUUCAUGCUUGAUUCUUCUCUUUGGACAGGAUUGCCCUGAAGGUAAGUGGUCACAGAGAGGAGACGUGUUGGAUAUUGGUGUUGAUGUACGUUCCGUUGACGUUGUCUCCAUCAAUGCUCACCAUCCUGUGCUCAGUCACAUCAGCGGCGCUGCUCCACCAGUGAACCGCAGGCUUUCUGAGGAUAAAAUAGGAGCCAUCGAUGAAAGAACUUCAGACAAUUCAAUCUCUGAUAACGCUGUUGAUGUUGUGAAAACCCGUGUUAGUGAUGUUGUUGACCUUGAACAGAUUGUUGAAAACCCAACCUGGAAGUCCUUCUUGAUGGUCAGUUUCCACUACCGUACAAUGCUUGUUGCACUCCCAUACAUCGUUACCUUUGGUGGAGAGCUGGCCAUCGAAUCCGUAUUAUCUGCACUGUAUAUGCAAAGAGCCAAAAUUGAUGGACUCAAUUGGAACCAGAGUAAAUCUGGUUCUUGGGCUUCAAUGAUAGGUCUUCUUAACGUCGUGACAAGACCACUGGGUGGUAUUAUCUCCGAUUAUCUAUACAAGACUUUUAAAAGCACAAGAGCAAAGAAGUUCUGGUUGUUAUUCUGUGCUUGUAUGCAGGGAAUAUUCUUGAUUUGGAUUGGAUUUGUUCCAAGCUCGAAACUAUCUCUCCAUGGACUGAUUGCAUCCAUCAGUGUUAUGUGUGUGUUUAUGGAGGCUGGUAACGGUGCGUGCUUCUCGCUUGUCCCACAUAUCAACCCUAAAAACGUCGGUAUUGUAUCAGGUAUCACCGGUGCCUUUGGUAAUAUAGGUGGUAUCUUCUUUUCAUUGGUGUUUAGAUUCUCACUCUACUCAAACGGAACCAAUGAUUACAUGAGAGGGUUCUGGAUUAUCGGAAUCUGUUGUGUGGCAAUUGCGGUUGUGUGUUCUUUCCUUCCUGUCAGUGAAGAUAGAUAUGUCGCUCAGGAAACCGUGAACGACCAUGAAAAGGCUCUCGCUUAGGAAAGCAAUUACAGUGUU